AUGGCUCCCGGCUACCAGGUCAGUCUCCCUCCCGUGCUCAUCGAGAAUGUCGUAUUGACGGCUGUGCAGAUGCACGCGGUGGAUGGCCGCAGGAACGGCGACCUCUACAGAGACUACAAUGACGACCGCAACGCCACUUCCCAAGACACGCUCUACACCACCAGCAACGGCGCCCCCUACCCGCACCCCUACGAGACGCAGCGCUGCGGCGAGAACGGCCCGCUGCUGCUCCAGGACUUCCACCUCGUCGACCUGCUCUCGCACUUCGACCGCGAGCGCAUCCCCGAGCGCGUUGUCCACGCCAAGGGCAGCGGUGCGCACGGCUUCUACAGGACCACCGCCCCACUCGACGACCUCUCAUGCGCCGACAUUUUCAAGCAAGGCAAGCAAUGCCCCAUCACCAUCCGCUUCUCCACCGUCGGCGGUGAGCGCGGCUCGCCCGACUGCGCCCGCGACCCGCGUGGCUUUGCCGUCAAGUUCCGCACCGACGAGGGCAACUGGGACAUGGUUGCCAACAACACCCCCGUCUUCUUCCUGCGUGACCCGGCCAAGUUCCCCCACUUCAUCCACACCCAGAAGCGUGACCCCGCCACCAACCUCGGCGGCGGCGAUGACUCGACCAUGUUCUGGGACUACCUCUCCCAGAACCCCGAGUCCGUCCACCAGGUCAUGAUCCUCAUGGGCGACCGCGGCAUUCCCGACGGCUACCGCUUCAUGAACGGCUACUCGGGCCACACCAUGAAGCUGGUCAAUGCCAAGGGCGACUGGGUCUACGCCCAGUUCCAUUUCAAGUCGAAGCAGGGCAACAGGUUCCUCACCCAGGACGAGGCCGCCACCAAGUCGCCCGACCACUCGCAGAAGGACCUGUACUUCGCCAUCGAGGACGGCAACUACCCCGGCUGGGACUGCUACGUCCAGACCAUGACUCCCAAGCAGGCCGAGGACGCGUGGGAGCAGAAGAAGAUCAACGUCUUCGACCUGACCCACGUCUGGCCGCAGGCCGAGUACCCCCUGCGCAAGUACGGCGAGUUCUUCCUGAACGAGAACGCCAAGAACUACUUCGCCGAGAUCGAGCAGUCUGCUUUCAACCCAUCGCACAUGCCGCCGGGCGUCGAGCCUACCGCCGACCCGGUGCUGCAGUCGCGCCUCUUCUCCUACCCGGACACGCACCGCCACCGCAUCGGCGUCAACUAUCAGCAGCUCCCCGUCAACGCGCCGCGCGUGCCGUACCGCAUGGCCAACUUCCAGCGCGACGGCGGCAUGGCCUUCUACAACCAGGGCAGCCGGCCGCCCUACCUCUCGUCCAUCCAGCCCAUCGCCUUCCGCCAGCGCACCAUCGACCUCAACAAGACGCACGGCCACUUCGUCGGCGAGGCCGUCACCUUCCUCUCCGAGAUCCGCCCCGAGGACUUCGUCGCCCCGCGCGCGCUGUGGGAGCGCGUCUGGGACGAGGGCGCGCGCAACCGCUUCAUCGCCAACGUCGCCGGCCACAUGUCGACCUGCCGCAAGGAGGACAUCAUCAAGCGCCAGAUCGCCAUCUUCCGCGAGGUCUCGAACGACUUGGCCACCCGCCUCGAGCAGGCGACGGGCGUCAAGGGGUACCCCGGCAUCGCCGGUCUGCGCUUCAACGGCUGCCACAACGGCAUGGCGACGAAGCCGGAGCUCCGCGCCGCCAACGGCCAGACCGAGGCCGUCACGACCAGCGCGACGCCCAAUAACGGUGCGCCGAGGGCGGGCACGCACAAGGAGGAGUUGCUGAAUGCUACGAACUGA
Messenger RNA from Diplodia corticola, 1773 nucleotides. Its product is annotated as catalase. Lineage: Eukaryota; Fungi; Ascomycota; Dothideomycetes; Botryosphaeriales; Botryosphaeriaceae. Gene Ontology annotation, biological process: hydrogen peroxide catabolic process; response to hydrogen peroxide. Gene Ontology annotation, cellular component: peroxisome; mitochondrion; cytoplasm. The record is from RefSeq and is a predicted model, not a curated record. Gene Ontology annotation, molecular function: catalase activity; heme binding. Bases 1 to 1773 code for a protein of 590 amino acids. The transcript is spliced from 2 exons.